Messenger RNA from Populus trichocarpa (black cottonwood), 899 nucleotides. RefSeq lists its product as uncharacterized. The coding region runs from base 195 to 641 and encodes 148 amino acids. The record is from RefSeq and is a predicted model, not a curated record. The transcript has a single exon. NCBI's taxonomy places the organism in Eukaryota, Viridiplantae, Streptophyta, Magnoliopsida, Malpighiales, Salicaceae.
UGCUCUCCUGAUGAUCACCCUUUGAUUAAUUAUCUCCUAAAGCACCAAAACUUUAACUACUAGAAACAAAAUUAUGGUUAUGGCUGCACAACAUCUGUAUAUAAGGAAACCAAGGCUAGCUAGUAUUUAGAGCAGAUGUCAGAAAGCUUGUGUGCAUGUACACUUGCAAAUAGAGAGAUAUACUUCUAGUACAGAUGGAGAAUCUCAAGGUUUUUGUGUUUACAUUCUUCGCAGUAUUGUUGUUGCUUGUGUUCGAUGUUAAUGGCCAGCUACCUCAACCUCAACGCCCCCUCUGCGUCUCUCAACUUGCUCUGGUGAACUAUGCUUGCGGAACUCUACUUCCAGCACCACCAGCUACCUCCCUGCCCUCCGCUACUGCUGCCUUACCUGCAGAUGACGACAACAACCACGGGCAUAGGCACGGGCAUGGCCACAGACACAGGAACGGGCAUCGGCUCGGAGGCCGCCACGGGCAUAACCACGGAGGAAGGCUAGAACAAAAUUGUUGUCGGUGGCUGAGUGAUGUGGAUCCUGAAUGUGUGUGUGAAUUGCUGGUUCGCUUGCCACCCUUCCUUUCAAAGCCUCAUCAUGAAUACACCGUCAAGAUUAAUGACUCUUGCAGUGUUUCUUACUCUUGUUAAGUACUGACUGGUUGUUGCCAUAUACAAUAUUUCUGGUGGAUUUUGUCAGAGAUUUGGUGACAGAUAUAUAUGGUUUCUCAUCAUAUAUACACUGCUAAUCAAUCAUGAUCUUCGAUCAUGAACCUCUAAUUAGUUAUGGCAAUAUUUAUGAUCUAAGAUAUUUAUGUGUUUUCUUUCAUUGCUAGUUUCAAGCUCUCGUACUUGCAUGUAUCUUAUAAUAAUUUCUCUUAAAAAUAAAGCGUAAUCAUGUUCUUAUAA